This is a messenger RNA of Arabis nemorensis, 180 nucleotides long. The record is from the annotation of a GenBank genome assembly. NCBI's taxonomy places the organism in Eukaryota, Viridiplantae, Streptophyta, Magnoliopsida, Brassicales, Brassicaceae.
AUGGGUUUGAAGGCAAAGAACACCAAGACGGCAGUUUCCAAGACGGAGUGCAUUGCCGAGACGACCUCGCUCCAUGUUGCGGGUCUUGGAAUCGCGAAUUGGUUUUCGUGGAGAAAAGCGAUUCCAGCAGAAAAUAGCGAGCUUGGAUAUUCCGUCGAAAAAUCUGAGGUGGUUGUGUGA